Oryzias melastigma (Indian medaka) is the source of this 3850-nucleotide messenger RNA. RefSeq names its product myelin-associated glycoprotein. The record is from RefSeq and is a predicted model, not a curated record. NCBI's taxonomy places the organism in Eukaryota, Metazoa, Chordata, Actinopteri, Beloniformes, Adrianichthyidae. The transcript is spliced from 11 exons. Bases 556 to 1659 code for a protein of 367 amino acids.
AAGUCAGAACCCCCGGAGAAAGCUCACACAUGCAUGGGGAAAACAUGCAAACUCCAGACUUUUUUGUGCUAAUAAUAAUUUAGACUUAUUCCUAUCAGGCAGUUUGUUUGAAGGCGGCAACCAGGACAGGAACUGACCCGAUCUUUACAUAAUUUGCAUUUCAGAUCUUAUACUGCGUUUCGUUGCCUCCUUUGCUAAUAAAUGUAGAGUGAGCAGAUCGCGUAGAAUCUUUCCAACAAGAUUCAUUGUGUCUUUGGAGUUUGCUAUAUAGUAUUUUCUAUUUUCCUAUUUUUAUAGGGGGUUCACAGGUCAAAAGCACAAAAUCUAAACUAUUUCCAUAUAAGAGCAAAACUGUUGAGAGACCCCUCCUUUUUUUCUGCACCAGUAACUCAACUGUCUCUGCGUCUGCUUUCAUUUUCUCCGCAUCAGUGUUUCAACCACUAAAUGCGUGUUUGACAUGUUGUCAUUGUGAGGGGUGUGCUUGUGGAGAACGCAGCGGCUCUCGAGAGGACGGCACUUUCAGAAAGUGAGGUUUGAUGCUUGAUAGUGGAGUCUAUGACAUCAACGAGAAGAAUGGACAAACUAGAUAAAACUCUGAUCGGUUCACUGCUUUUGGCAGCUCUUUUCAGCAGUGCUGUUAGCGAAGACUGGAAGGCAUCUGUCACAAAGCAAAUGGAUGCCCUGGUCACCUCCUGCGUUGUGGUACCCUGUUCUUUUAGCCAUCCUGGAAAAGCCCUACCAUCCUCCAAACUCCGAGGCAUCUGGCAUAUUUCCAAUGAUAGAGACCAAGUUAUCUACAAUGAGGAUCAAACAAAAAUCUUGGACGCAUAUAAAGAUCGAACAAAGAUGCUCGGGAUACUUGGUCAGAACAAUUGCACCUUAGAAAUAACCGAUGUGAAAGAUCACGACAAUGGGCCUUUUUGUUUCCGGAUCGAGUUAGUUGGGGGAGAAAGCCAGAAGUUUUCCUUUGUCGAAGACUGUGUUGACCUCAAAAUGCAACAUUCUCCACCAGAAAUCAAACUGACCCAGUCAAGGGCAGCUUUUGAAGGAAAAGCUUUCACAGCCACCUGCUCAGUCCGCCACACCUGCCCCUCAUUCAGACCCAAACUGUCUUGGAGUCGAGGAAAUGCAGAUCAGAUUUUUGAGAAACAUGAACUGAUCUCCCAAGGUGUCUGGGUCAUAGAGUCUGUUCUGACUUUUGUUCCUGAGGAGAAAGAUGAUCACAGUCAGCUGAACUGCACAGCUGUAUUUCAUGGAAGAAAAACAACUACAAAAACCCUACAUCUUUACUUAAAGCGUGCAGCAAACUACAAGAACAUCAUCAUUCCAAUUGUUGUGUUGGUUGUAACUGCUGGAGUCAUUGGAUUAGUCUCCGGUUUAAUUAUCAAAAAAUACAAAAAACGUAUUAUGGAGCUCCAGAGUCAGGAGGGGAGUGUUUGGAAUCGGAUGUCCAGAUUCUCCCGAAGGUUUCGAUCAAAUGCUCCACCACCAUCUCAAACCAAUAGAAGGGGACAAAGAGGGGACUUUGCUGAACAGAAAGUCUGCAAACCUCGUGUUCCAUCCCCCAAAAGCCAACCAAAAAGCAACAACUACAAUGAGGACGAUGACAAUGAUGACUACCAGAACACAGCGGACCUCAACAUUUACGGAAACGUGUGAGGAGCAACUUUGCAGAAGCAACUUCAAAGUGAACACAAUGAUCUGAUCAAAUGAUGACAAUUACUAUUAUGUGAAAAUGUCCCAAUUGUACUUUAGCUAUGCUCUUUCAUACACUUAUACAAAAGUGCUUUAAUUGAUACAGUGCUAUGUGCCUUGAUAAAAUGUCAUAUUGAAGUUUUCCCUUUUUUGUUUUUUGUUUUUGUUUUUUUGGUAAGGUUUUAGGCGAUUAUUUUAUAUCAUUUCUCAGACAUUUUAGCAAACUUUUUUCCCCCGGGAAUGACUAUUUAAAAAAAUAAUUACAAAAAAGUAAAACUUUGUUUCAAGCCGAGAGAAAAAUCUUAGUUUGAUACAAAGAAGGCGUAAUAUUGUGUAGAUGAAGGUUCUUAUUCCUCUAGGUGACGUCUUGAAGUAGAAUCAUGGUAUCUGUACUUAAAGACGUCAUGACAGAUUAAGCCUUUUGGAUGAGAAGUGGAACACUGAGUCCAGGUGACAUGAUUCAACUUUAAGACUCUAAUUUCAUUUUAUAACUCAGUCAAAACAAAAAUCUGAGCAUGUUGCAGAUGAUUUUCAGUGAGAACAUCAGCUGCCCCAAUCCCUAACAUCAGUGUGCUGUGGCUCAAAAAAUCAAAGGAGAACUGGAUGAAAACAGACAAGUGUAAACAAGUUAUUUGAAACAAGAUAAAGAUACUUCUCCUACUUAUUGUACCUCCAUUUAUAUUAUCGUUGGUGAAUUGAUAAAGUUGGUUGCUGUGUGUCAGAGAUGUUUUUGUUUUUUUGCUCCGUUGCAACCAUAUAAAGGACAAUCAUAGAAGAACAUUUUUCUCAUGAAAUAGCCGUCUGAGUUUAUUAACAUUCUUUAUAUAAAUGGGAUUAUAACAUGUGUUUUAAUAGUCAGAGUGAAGUAAAUUCACUUUUCAACAGUGAUGGAGUUCUGAGUUUUGAGAAUCCACUGAAGAGUUGACCUUUCUCUCAUUUCCUUUUCUUUUUUUUAUUAUUUCCAAGAGAAAGUUUGCGUGUGUCUGCUUAGUCUUGUAUGAAACAUUUGCAUAGUUUCUGUUCCUCUAUUCUGUGAAGAUGCCUGUCUUAGAAUACAUUUCUCAGUAUUUUUUUUAUUAGAAUUCUACUGGUAUAUGGUUUCUGUUUCGAAGUUUUCAUGCCAAUGAUUUGUAAUCUAUAUCUAUGUUUAUUCUGAUUGACAUUUCUCUGUUUCUGUGUAGUUUUUUUUACAUUAAGUCUUUUAACUGUUAAAUAGUUCAAGUUUUUUUUUUUUUUUUUUUUUUGCCAAAACAGCCAAUUAUAGAUUGCAGAAUUAGUACUAGGAGGAAACAACUGUCUUUUCAGUUCCAUUUUUUUUAAGUACUACACCCACGGUAUGGGGAGUUUUGCCUCAAACUUCUACAUGUCAGACCAAGUCAUGCAGAAACACCUACACUGCACAUUAUUUAAAACUUUGGUAAAGUAAGUAAGCACCAUGGGUGGAGUAACUGAAGUUCCAUAGUUAACAGAGAAAUAUAUUGAUAAUAGAAUUAAAUAGCAUUGAUGGUGGAAAGCGAGCAUGUCGCUGGAAACUGUAGGCUUGUUCUGUUGGUGCUUCUGUUUGGGACAGUCAGGUUUUAGGAUCAGUUGAUGCAUUUAAUUAAUCAAAUCAAUUAAAUUUGACCUAAUAGUUUAAGAAUAAAUUGCUGUCACGUCAGAUAUUGUGGCGAUCUGCUGGGCAGCUUAGUUUCACAUCCCCAAAGACUUAUUUAAUGUAAUCAGCUUCUGGUUUAACCUUUUUUCCAUCAUUUCUAAUUUUCCAAAGGACAAACACAUGCCAAAGACAUGCAUUGAGUUACCUUUCUGUCAUAUAUUUACUGAUUUUGUAUUGAACACCUUCUUUCUUUGUACAUUUCUUGUGCACGCUCGAUGAUAAAGAAUUAAAAAAUCUUUAACAGUCAAUGUGUUGCUCUAAGAUUUGUACUUUGAGGAUGAAAAGAAAAAGUAAUUAAAACAUUUAAGUCCUUAACACAAGCAGGAAGAGAGCAAGUUUCAGGUGAUAUAUUAGAAUCUUUCUGUAAGACAACACAACUCACACAGGUCCUAAUGAAUUGUUUGUGAAGUGUUUUGAUAAAAAAAGACACUUGUACCUUUAAGAUUGUUUAUUAUUUUAGAUUUUUAUUUUUAUUUUCUUUAGUUUAAGAAAUGUAAACUA